CUCCGGGCGCGGCAGCUGCGGCCAGGGCUGCCGGGGACUCGGAGGAGGAAGCGGGCGCCGGCGGAGGCGGCUGCGGGGGCGGAGGAGGACGCCCCCGGCUCGGGAGGCCCCCGGCUCAGGUUCUGAGGUUCACUCGCAGGUAGAGGAGGCGGGAGACCAUGUGACUGGAGGAGAAGCCGCUGUGCCGUUGUGUGGGGUGCACAGCCCCGGGGCCCUCCAUAGAGAGGAAGGGCCCCCCCCCCGCUCCUGAAUGCUGGCCCACUGGGCCCCCUUCCCCAGGAGCUGGGGAGCGGUUCAAGGGGGGCUGGGGCCUCAGGGCAGGUCGGAACCCCCCCGGCCCGUGACAGCCCCGAUGCUGGGGCUGCCGCUAUGGACCCUGAGCCGGCCGGGCCUGCGGUCACUCUGAGCCGGCCCCCCCGCCCCUCCCGGCGCCAUGGCCCUGGCCGUCUCCUGGGACGUGGUCUACAUCGUGGUGGAGGUCGCCAUCGCCGUGCUGGCGGUCCUGGGCAACGUGCUGGUGUGCUGGGCCGUCUCCAUGAACACCAACCUGCAGAACGUCACCAACUACUUUGUGGUGUCCCUGGCGGCGGCCGACAUCGCCGUGGGGGUGCUCGCCAUCCCUUUCGCCAUCACCAUCAGCACCGGCUUCUGCGCCGCCUUCCACGGCUGCCUCUUCAUCGCCUGCUUCGUGCUGGUGCUCACCCAGAGCUCCAUCUUUAGCCUCCUGGCCAUCGCCAUCGACCGCUACAUCGCCAUCCGCAUCCCGCUCAGGUACAACGGCCUGGUGACGGGCACGCGGGCCAAGGGCGUGAUCGCUGUGUGCUGGGUGCUGUCGUUCGUGAUCGGGCUGACGCCCAUGCUGGGCUGGAGCCGCUGCGGGGAGGCGGCGGGCGCGCGCAACGGCUCGGAGGCGCGCUGCGGCGCGGGCCAGGUGCCCUGCCUGUUCGAGGCGGUGGUCCCCAUGGACUACAUGGUCUACUACAACUUCCUGGCGUGCGUGCUGCUGCCGCUGCUGCUCAUGCUGGCCAUCUACCUGCGCAUCUUCAUGGCGGCGCGGCGGCAGCUGAAGCAGAUGGAGGGCAAGGCGGCGGCGGGGGGCGAGCGCUCGCGCUCCACGCUGCAGAAGGAGGUGCACGCCGCCAAGUCUCUGGCCAUCAUCGUGGGGCUGUUCGCCGUGUGCUGGCUGCCGCUGCACAUCAUCAACUGCUUCACGCUCUUCUGCGCCGAGUGCCCGCACGCGCCGGCCUGGCUCAUGUACCUGGCCAUCGUGCUGUCGCACACCAACUCCGUGGUCAACCCCCUCAUCUACGCCUACCGCAUCCGCGAGUUCCGCCACACCUUCCGCAAGAUCCUGCGCAGCAGCCGCGGGGCCGCCGCCUCCCCGCCCGCCGCCCGGGACUGCGCCCGCGCCCAGGAGCGCGUCAGCCUGCGGCUGGACGGCCACGGCGGCGGCCCGGGGGGCGCGCAGCUCCCGGAGGCCCCGCCCGCCGCCUCCUGACGCCGGAGCCCGGAGGGCGGUGCCGCGGGCGCGGGGGGCGCGGGAGCCCCGCGCGGGGCGGCCUCCCGAGCCGCCGCCGGACGAUCUGCGGCCUCCCGAGGGACUCGGAGCUGGCCCGGGGAGCGGGGUGGGGGCUGGGAGGCCUUGGGGGGAGGGGGCGGAGGGGAGAACCCCCGGGAGCGAUUUCGGGCUCCGGGCGCCCCCGGGCCAGGGAGGCUCCGCGCAGGGGCCGG
Molecule: messenger RNA, 1731 nt
Organism: Sarcophilus harrisii (Tasmanian devil)
Lineage: Eukaryota; Metazoa; Chordata; Mammalia; Dasyuromorphia; Dasyuridae
Gene: ADORA2A
Product: adenosine A2a receptor
Exons: 3
Coding region: 434-1498 (354 amino acids)
Biological process (GO): G protein-coupled adenosine receptor signaling pathway; adenylate cyclase-activating G protein-coupled receptor signaling pathway
Cellular component (GO): membrane
Molecular function (GO): G protein-coupled adenosine receptor activity
Source: RefSeq, a predicted model, not a curated record